Molecule: messenger RNA, 1170 nt
Organism: Gastrolobium bilobum
Lineage: Eukaryota; Viridiplantae; Streptophyta; Magnoliopsida; Fabales; Fabaceae
Exons: 4
Coding region: 1-1170 (389 amino acids)
Molecular function (GO): nucleic acid binding; zinc ion binding
Source: RefSeq, a predicted model, not a curated record
AUGACGAGGAACCGGAAUAACCCUGGACCAUCGAAUACCAAUGCUCAGGAAGAACCUGUUUUGGCUGCUCUAGUUAGGCCCCGAGGUGGUCGUGGGGCAACCGACGGGCAGUCGGAUCCCGUGGCUGAAACACUUGCAGCCGUGCAAAGGGAAUUGGCUGCUAAGGGUGUAGUGGGUAACAAUGAGGGUGAGGCCAAUCACCAUUCUGGAAGUCAUAGUCAUCACACCGAGGUUCGUCAACCACGUGUUGAGCAUGUUGAUGAACACGAAGCUGAAGAAAGAAGAUUGACAGCUUUUCGAAAACACAAACCUCCUUCUUUUAAAGGAGGCUAUGACCCAACGGCGACAGCAAAAUGGCUCCAGGCUAUGGAGAAGAUCUUCAGGGUGAUAAGAUGCCCUGAUGCAAUGAAGUUGGUUUAUUCCGUGUAUAUGCUAGAAGAGGAAGCUGAGGAUUGGUGGACUAAUACCGUGCAUCCCUUAGAAGCUGAAGGCCGGGAAAUCACCUGGCGGUUGUUUGAGACGUUGUUCUUGGAUAACUACUUCCCUAGGAAGGCUAGGGAGCAAAAGCAGAAUGAGUACAACGAUCUAAAGCAAGGGUCGAUGUCAAUUGACCAAUACUUUGCUAAAUUCAACGAGUUGGUGAAAUACGCCAACUAUGGGCGAGCCCUACCUACUUCAGCUGAGAUGACCUCCAAGUUUCAAUGGGUAUACAAUGUGUCCAAGACCAAGAAGCCUUCUGAGACCCAAGCACCGAAUGCCAAUAGAGCAACGGGCUCAAAUUAUUGGAAGGACAAGAAGAUGAAGGGUAAAAAGAUGAAUGUGAACAAUCCGUUUAACUUGUUCAAAAAGCCUGGAACUCAAAAGAAUUUUGUUGAUAGAGGCCCUCUUCCCAAGUGUAAAGGGUGUGGAAAAGAACAUAGAGGUCCGUGUGCUACGGGUGAAGUUAUUUGCUAUAAGUGCGGAAGAGCCGAUCACUACUCUAGACAGUGUCCUCAGAAUGAAGUGAGGACUAUGGCAGUUCAAGCUACUGCUGUUCCUGUCUCAGUUGUUCCACCUUUGAUGGAGUCACAGACGGUUGGUAGAAUAUACACCAUGGACUGUCAACAAUCCGAAAAGGCUCCAAACCUUGUGAAAGGAAGUGGGCUCAAGGGAUUAGAGGAUCUUCUAUGA